Messenger RNA from Dendronephthya gigantea, 3250 nucleotides. RefSeq names its product PP2C-like domain-containing protein CG9801. Bases 1355 to 2827 code for a protein of 490 amino acids. Lineage: Eukaryota; Metazoa; Cnidaria; Anthozoa; Malacalcyonacea; Nephtheidae. The transcript has 3 exons. The record is from RefSeq and is a predicted model, not a curated record.
CAUUUUAUAAUUAGUCCUAAAACUAACCAACUAUAUCAUUAUCCUGUGAAUCUCCGCGCAUUCUGUUAAGUCAGCUAUUUUAUACUGUUCGCAACGCAAUAAAUUGAUCAUAUCCAUAUACCUACUGAGAUAUAGUGCGUUAAUAAACCACGUUUCAGUAGAAUAGUCUAUUGCAGGAUUAUGUUACAAAUAGCAUUCUAAAAAUCGUGGGCGUAGAAUCUUGUUUUAGUCUGAACGGGCAAUAGAGUCUGGUCGACUGAGAAAAAUUUCAAUCUUAGACACAUCUGACUUUUCCAUGGAAAAUCACCUCGGAAUUGGUAGUUAAAUCGUUUUCAAAGGACUAAAGCAAUACUGCGUGAUUUAACUGCAAAUAGAUAGGAGUCAGGGAGUGACGUCAGCCACGAUGUCAGUCAAGACACGGUCAAGAGAGAUCAGGGAAUGACGUCAGCCACAACAAAUGGUGGUCGGACAGUCAACCCAAUGACGUGCUUGACGUUUGUAGGAAAACACUGACUAUGACGAGUCAUUAUUUUCGAUGGAUCGUAUUCGCAUCCUAACGUGAGUGCGUUUUUAUGGUAAACAUGGUAAUGAAUAAUACAGUUGUUCAGUUCUCGUACAAAUACGAAGAACUGGUUUAAAUCCAACUAUACAUCUCACUACCAAGAAGUUCAAAGAGGGCCAUCUUCAAGAUUCAUGUUCAAGAUUCUAGCUUAAGCAAGCCUAGUUAAUGUAGUACGUUAUCUACGUAUUCAUCUUCAAACUAAUGAGAUCAAACACCAACAGACCAACUCUUACACUUAGGAUAGCAAAGACCUUGGCUGAUUGAUUAAUAAAACUCCUCGCGUGUUAUGGCGGUGCGUGUACAUCGCGUGAAAGAAAUUAAUUCUAAUCGCCACCGCUUUAGUCACUGAGCUUUAGUGCAUGCAUAUAUGAAAAUGCAAAUUAUUCACGAUGACUAAUAUCCGAAAAUUUAAAUGACAUCAUGGCCUGCAGUAGUCUAAGACUAGGGGUAAAUGUUUAUUUCAGACAAGAAGGUUGGGGUUAUUUGUAUUUUGUAGUCUCUCUCCUAGUCCUAGCUCUCUCAUAGAUUCAACUCUCGUGCUUUAUCAUCAGGAUAAAAAAAAACUUUCGUGAUUGUAACUAAAACAUUGACUUUGUCUAAAUAUGAUUUGCAUAUAUUGAUACUUCUUAUGCAAAUGAGGGACAGCGUGCUUCAGAUACAAAGACCAAGUUACAGCUCUUAAACGUCAAGUCUUCGAAUUAAUUUAUGACUCUGAGAAAUUGUUGGUGACGAUACAGCUCGAAAAUUUCAUUAUUGCCAGCAUACAAGGAAUCAAGUCGCUCUAACGAGACAAUGUUAUUGUUUAGGCUUUUUAACAGAGAUCAGCUUCAAUGGAAAAGACAUAUCAUUUCCGAACGAUCCAGCGUCAACCUGCCAUGUCACGUCAUUGUUCCCAUGACAACCGAAGUUCUGGCUGCAGAUACUGGACCUGAUGGUGGAGUACGAUGUCUAGAUGUGGAACAAACACAUUAUUAUAACUAUUUCCACGGUUCACAACCAGUGAGUUCUAAUCCUAUAGCUGGUGUCCAAGAUUGGAGAAAACGUCAUCAUAAAGCGUUUGGCCUAUCGCAAAGCUUGUACGAUACAGAUCCUGAGACAAAUAAACCUGUUGGAGAACCAAAUGCUGAUGCCUUUGCAGUUGUAGCAAGAGAAAAUAAUGCAUUUCUUGCUGUUGCUGAUGGUUGUGGCUGGGGUGUGAAAUCAUUUCUAGCUGCAAGAACGGCCGUGAAGGGUUGUAUAGAAUAUCUGAGUAAACAACUUCAUAAGGCAAGCACAACACAAGAAAUUAUGGAUAUUAUGUUAAAUUCGUUCAAAUAUGCACACGAGUGUAUAGUGGAUUCCAAAGGAACUGUAACAACACUCUGUGCGGCUGUCAUAUGUAAAAUACAAGGCAUUAACUGCUAUGGAUUGUGUGUGGUAAAUGUUGGUGAUAGUCUUGCAUUUGUGUACAGAAAGGAUGGUUAUGUACAAGAGGUGACUGUAGGUUCUCACAGCCCUGGGGAAAGAGAUAUGAAACAAGCGGGUGGUUGUAUAGGACCACUUGUUGGUGAUGAUCCAGACCUUGGUAAUUUAACUUGUUCAUUUACAUUUGUGGACGAAGGUGAUAUCGUGUUCUUGACUAGUGAUGGGAUUUCUGACAAUUUUGAUCCGCAAGUGUUAAAGAUUACUUCUCCAGGUGAUUUAGAUCAUCUACUAACUCCUGUGAAGCCGUCAAAAUCACAAGAGUCGUUAUUGGAUCAAGGUGAUAAACAAGAGAAGGCAACUGACGCUCGUGUGGUUACGCAACGAAGAAGAAGUUAUUCAGCGCCAGUUGGCAGGGAAAUUGCAACUACUGCUUUGGCGAAAAAUAUGUCUUGUACAAUUAUGAAGGAGGUGAUCCAAUCAGAAAGUCCUUGUGGCGAGGAGAGUUCUGCGAAAGAACUUUGUGCUAAACUCAUGAACUUUGUUGUACAAAACACGCUAAAAAGAAGAACUUUCUUGGAACAAAAUCGAAAUUGCAAGAGAGAAGAAUUUGAUAAAAAGAAAAAAUCUAUUCCUGGUAAACUUGACCAUGCUACUGUUGUUGCGUUUGAAGUUGGUCACUUUCAACCUCAACCUUUUAAACUGACAUUUCACGAUAAACAACGUCCUCAGGAGAAGAAAAAACACUCGUUAAAUGUUGAUCAAAAUGCGAGAAAAACUACAAAGAGCACUUCAGAACAUAAUUUUGAUUACUCUGGUAAUAUGUUUUCUGCCUUAAAAGGCGUUGCUCCAUGGAGACCCUGAGAAUGUAUUCUACUAAAUUUGAUUUACGUAUGGCUCAAGAAAACAUUUCAGUGUUUCAGUGAAAACAUUUCAUGUGCCAAAUACCUGCACGCGUUGUCCACUGGAUUUUACUGUAUAUAGUGCUAUAUAUGAAACAGAGAAAUGUAGGGAAUGUAAAUUUAAUAUUUAUUCUUAAUCAAAGUUGUUGUAUUUAGUAAUUUGAGUAGGCAAACUAACCAUCACGCGUAUUUGCUAUUAUGCAAUAUUUUUAGCUUAACAUUGGUAGAUACACUUGUGGAUGUUCACUGUUUUGCCGAAGUUCGUUGGAAAUUUAGAAUAUACAAAUCUAUAAUAUAUAUGUAAAAUACUAACUCGUUCAGGAGAAGGGGAAAACGAGAAAAAAACACACGAUAAUAUGAUUAAUAUCACUCUUAUUACCUGGGG